Messenger RNA from Entrophospora sp. SA101, 399 nucleotides. NCBI's taxonomy places the organism in Eukaryota, Fungi, Glomeromycota, Glomeromycetes, Entrophosporales, Entrophosporaceae. The record is from the annotation of a GenBank genome assembly.
AUGAUUCAACUAGAAUUUACACAAAAAAUGAAUCGUGAUAUACAUAUAGUUAUAGUUGAUAAAAUAAUAGGUCUAAACCCUAAAUACACAACAAAGUACAUAAUUGUUAAAACGCACUAUAAUCACAUCGAAAUAACUUGGAGAAAUUACAAGAAUAGACCUGAGUCAUUAGCCACUCGAGUUUGGGAAGCAGUUGAAAACGACAAUACUUCCGAGAACAAGAAGUUUUUAAGUAUAACUCCUCAAAAAAUAAGACUUCCUGAAACUUCUUAUACUGGCUAUGGUGGAAGAACGAUUCUAGUUAAAGAUGUACCAGCAUAUGCUCGAAAUUUACCUGAAAUGUUUUAUCGUUAUAGUCCUAAAAGUUGGGCAGAUGCUAAGAAAUAUCAAUUACAGUAA